This is a messenger RNA of Brugia malayi, 1074 nucleotides long. RefSeq lists its product as uncharacterized. The coding region runs from base 1 to 1074 and encodes 357 amino acids. Lineage: Eukaryota; Metazoa; Nematoda; Chromadorea; Rhabditida; Onchocercidae. The record is from RefSeq and is a predicted model, not a curated record. Gene Ontology annotation, biological process: peptidyl-serine phosphorylation; signal transduction. Gene Ontology annotation, molecular function: protein serine/threonine kinase activity; ATP binding. The transcript has 10 exons. Gene Ontology annotation, cellular component: nucleus; cytoplasm.
AUGUCAACAGAAAUAAAAAUUCCUAUAAAAAGUCAAAUUCAAGCUAAAAUUUCUGACAAUAAAAAAACAACACGAAAAGAAGUUAUUGAAAUGUUAAAAAUUGGCGAAAUACUUCGCGAAAGGUAUAUAAUCGAGAAAAAAUUGGGUCGCAGUAAUUACAAUCAAAUUUAUCGUGCCUAUGAUAAUGUUAAAUCACGACCUGUGGCAGUAAAAAUUGCAACACCUAAAUUGGAUCCAAGACGAAUGAAAAUUGAACAAAUGGUUUUAACUUUAUUACGCGGAAAGAAUCAUUUCGUGACAUUAAUUAGUAUGGGACAAAUUCAUGAUGUGCCAUAUCUUGUUAUGGACCUUGUUGGCCGUAACUUGGCUGAUAUACGUGGACUAUAUCCACCUAAACAAUUUCAACCAAUUACUGUUUAUCGAAUAUCCAUGCAAGUUAUAAGUGCAUUACGUGACAUGCAUACUGCAGGUUUUUUGCAUCGUAACAUUAAACCAUCAAAUAUUUGCAUUGGUAGAGGUGCACAAAAACGAGUAAUUUAUCUUCUUGAUCAUGGUAUGGCACGAAUGUUUACCGAAAUAGACGGUAGAAUUCGGAAGCCACGUGAUCAUGCAGGUUUUCGGGGUACGCUGCGUUACGUAUCAUUAACAGUGCAUUCACGUGCUGAAAGAACUCCUCGUGAUGAUCUAAUUGCAUGGUUUUAUUCAAUGAUUGAAUUAAUCAAUGGAAAGUUACCAUGGAGCAAUUUGAUUGCAGCAAAAGAUAUCGAAGAAGCAAAAAGGAAUGAAACAUUCGAAAAUUUAUGCAAAGAUCAACCAAAUAUAUCAUUGGAAUUUGCUAAAUAUAUAUUAUCAUUAGAUACUACUAUUAUACCAAAUUAUCAAGAAUUAAUUGCAAUAUUUAAAAUGGUUAAGUUAAAAGAUGAUUUGCCAUUCGAAUGGGAAAUGCAUAAAUCAAAUAAAAUGAAGAAAAUGAUAAGAGAAAGCGCAAAUGUCAUCGAUGAAAAAGUAACAAUGGGACAGAAAUUAACAAAAGUGAGAAAGUCUAAAAAAGAGCAAAAAGUGAAAGAAAAGUGA